Molecule: messenger RNA, 6552 nt
Organism: Nezara viridula (southern green stink bug)
Lineage: Eukaryota; Metazoa; Arthropoda; Insecta; Hemiptera; Pentatomidae
Source: the annotation of a GenBank genome assembly
AAAAUGGCGAAUUUUCAGGGUUCUGUAUUGUGUUAAUAGUAUUUCAUUUAGUAGUGUUGGUUGAAAUCAGGAUUCCUUGGUUUAUUUAAACGAUGCCAAAAAUUUCUAUAUGCAGGCAGUUGUUAAUUAUUAUUGUUUAAAGAACUGUUACGGACUAGUUAUGGUCUACCAUGCCGGGUCAAAGGCAGAAUUGUUUUUUUAAUUAAAAUACCGCAUGCUACUAAUUAUAUUGAACUUGUGAUGCUUCGUUUUCUGUUUAGAUUUUAGUUAAAUAUAUUGUUUAAAUGAUUACUUGGUCAGUUUAAGACUAUUUAACAGUUUCCAGUGUUUAUGUUCAUGGGCUUGGCCAACAUCCUUAUAUUGUUAUUGAUUGAGAGAACUAUUAUUAGCACUUAUUAGUUAUAGGUUAUGUGGGAUUUUGUUAGACUCUAGAAAUUUGUGAUAUUAGUUAUAAGUGAACUAAAGUUAGUAUAUAAUAUUAACCUCUUAAUUAAACAAGUAGAUACAAUUUCGAAGUUUUGACUAAAGUGCUGCAUUGUUAAACUGUUCUCAUUUUAAUCAACUGUUUUAUAAAAUUCAAAUCUAAAAAAUGGGCAUUCAGGAUUUACAAACUUUUCUUGAAAGUUCCCAAGUUGAAGGGUCCUGUGUGGGUGUGGAUCUUGUUAGAAUAGCUAGAACUCAAGCUCAAAAAUGGGUAAAGCAAGUUCACAAAAAACCUCCAAAUGGAAAUGGAAAAUUUCAUCUAGUGGUGGAUGCUGAAUGUUGUCUGGACCGCCUCUAUGGUGGCUAUUUUUCAGAUUGGGUAUGUGGAGGUCAGUGGAAUAGAGUCACUGCUUUUUUGGGACAGUUUGUGAAUUCUCUCCAUGUUUCAAACAUUGAAUUAACUGUUUUCUUCAAUGGUUGUCCUCAAGGACAAAGAUCAAGAGAAUGGGUGGAAGACCAAUUAAAAGCUCGAAACCGAAUCUCAAUGGUGCUGAGACAUCUUGCUAACAAAGGAACACCACCUCCUAAGGUUUGGUGGACGCCUCCAUCAUGCCUUCGCCCCACUCUCCGUAUGGUGCUAAGAAAUCUUAAUGUCUCAGUUAUUGUGACCAUGGAUGAUCAUAAACAGGAGGUAAUAGCAUUUUGUCGUGAGAAUCAAUGCCAUGGGAUUGUAGCAGACGAUGCUGAAUAUAUUGCAUUUGAUCCUCCCCGCUACUUUUCUGCUAGACAUUUAAAACUUACUUAUAAAGGGACUCUCGAAUCCAAAGAAUACAUAAUUUCAGAACUGAUUAAAGGAUUAAACAUUACGGGGGAUGAACUUUGUAUCGUUGCAGCAUUAUUAGGAAAUUUUCUCCUUCCUGAGACUGAACUUUCUGAUUUGCACAGAAAAUUGAUAUCUGGAAAAGUUGUUAAGGCUGAGGACAUGUGUGGAGAGCUUGUACGUUCUCUUGCGAAAUUCGUUAAAACGUUAGACACAAGUGACCUAGACAAAGCUGGAUUAGAAAUUUUCGGUGCGGUUGGUGGUGAUCGGGCUGCCAAAUUUAGAAGAGCUGUUCAGUAUUAUUUAGAUGGCACUAAAGGAGGAUUCUUAAAAUAUCGAGCAUCUGGAGCUGAUUUGAAAAAGGCUAAAAACAAAUCUCUUUUGAAAAAUGAAUCAGAAAAGACUGAAAGUUUUGAAAGUUCUGGGCUUGAUACUUCAAGGCUCGCCUCUGAAGCUGGUGGUAAUGAGCUUGCCGGGCUUAUGAGUGUCUCUGAAGCCGUUGCUUGUCUCUCAGUUGGACCAGAGAUUAAUGUUGAGGAAACCAAAGAAAACUCAUCAAUUGUUAAUGCACAAGUGAAUGGUGGGACCAAUCAUUUAUUGUUAACAAGCUCUAAUUCCAGUUCAAGCUCUGGAGCUACUUCUCCAGCAAGAAUCGAUAGUCUCAUGGCAGCAGCAAAUAAUCAGAAAGAUGAGAAAGAACUUCCUCCUGUUGCUGCUGAGAUUCUUAGAACUGUUUGUGAGCGCCACAGCAAAGGCUUGAUGUCACCAUUUAUCUAUCGCCUCCUCACUACGGGAGAAGUUCGGUUACCAGUGGUAAUGGAAGAUGAGAGCCAUAAAGAAAUUCCUUCUAUUCAAUUGUUCUAUAGGCCGCUCCGUCGAAUGGUCUACGCUAUCCUCUUCAAUCUUCAUCAUCUUACUUACCUUGCCAGGCAGGCUGCUCCUAAGGGUGGUGAAAUUAAAAUUCCUGAGAUCAAAAUUAAAGAAUGGGUUUGGAGUAAACCUAAUCCAUACCAACGUCCAGAAGUUAUCAGGGCUGAACCACUGGGUUGGGGGGUGCCAACAAUACAGAGGCUCUGGUUUGGCACAACUGUGGAUGAUAAAAGGAGACGACUUCGGGCUUAUCUCACGUGUAUGAGAAGUGACACUCAGUUAAUGCUUAAUCCAAGUUAUGUUCCUCAACACCUUUUGGUUCUCGCAACUGUCUUGAGAUACAUAAUGUCUUUCCCCGACAAAGGAGUGUUAAGGAAACAUGAGUUGGAUGCCAUUAUCGCAACUGCUAUGGAUCCGCAGCUUUCUAACUCGGAGUAUAAUCAGGAACUUUCUGUGGAGUGUGUGUCUCCCAGAGGUGUUCAGCUUGGUUGCCUUGUGAUGACCGGAGUGGAAUAUGCUCUGAUUGUUAACGAAGCUUGUGGUGCUCCUAUUCCAUGGCUGAUGUCUCCCCCCUGGCUCUAUUUCGAUGGCAAAUUGCUGCAUGCUCAAUUAGCAAGGGCUGCUACCGUGAAGAACCUCCUUGAACUUUGUGGUCAUCGAAUUCCACAAGUUAUGAAGGUUGAAAGAAUGAGAGAAGCUAUACUUGAUGGUCUCUACGUCCAGUGGGCCCGUCCUCCUCUCCUAGCUCCUCUUUCAAUAAGUGAAGCUUCCCGAGUCCAUGCCGUAAUGCCUGCAGGUAUGGCAACAGCUCCACCAGGACGCCAGGCUAAUCCAGUUACCAGAGGUGCCUUACAACCCAGCAUUAGAGGGAGAGGUAUGACCACUGGUGGCAGACUUGAAAUAGCUGGUGUCGUUGUCGGGCAUUGGGGUCCUAACUGCAGGCUAAUGGCACCGCCACCACAGAACACUGGUAGGAGGAAAGCUCUCCAAGCGGGUAACACAAAAAAGGAAGUAAGAAAAACUGGUAAAGGAAGAGGAAUGACUAUUGUUAAUCCAUAUACAGGUGAAGUUGUUAAUGCUGCUCAGUUGUUGUCCCAGGAUGACAAAAAAAGAAUCUUGACCAAUUCGGAAAACAACAAAACACAAAAAAAUGUCACGGUUGUGGAAAAUGGAGAAAGUAAAUCUGUGCCAUUGUCCGAUGCUUCAGUUGCUUCUGAACUGAAGGUUGGUGAAGCUACUAACCUUAUCCAACAAGGUAUAAACUGCCAAGUGAACGGAGAAACAAGCAACAGCUUUGAGGGCAGAACCAGCGAAAUCUAGGCUUCUACUCUCUAGUGCAGUCGUUUUUUUGUUUUUUUCUUUUUUUUUUUAAUGGACCAUUGAACGACUUUUUUAUAUUUAUAUAAAUAUAUAUAGUUUAUACGUUAACGUAUAUAUAGUAGGUUUAUGAUAGAUCGCUGAUUUUUUUAUAAAUAGUCAUACGUCUUGGCUAAGACUCAUUUUUCGUCAUAUGAGAUGUAAAAAAUAUUUUUUAUACUGUGAAAAAUGAAAUGAAAAUAAUAAUUGUGUUAAAAAUGGUAUGAAUGUGUGUGUGAAAGUCAUGGGUGAAAGAAAUCGUGAGAAAAAAUGUUAUAUAGUUAUUUCUUAAUUUUUUGUUAAAUGUUGCCUCUUCAAAAGCUGUGAGCAGGCAAAACAAUGUGAUAACGUUAAAAAAAAAAAUAUAUUAGGGGUUGUUAUUUUUUGAAUGGAGGGUUAUUUAUUUAAACCUAUAAUUAAUAAAACAGUUAUUAAAUCAUAAAAGAUUUAAAAAGUAACAGAUGGUGAGAGCAAAUGAUUGAAUGCACCCAAAUCACCCCUAAAUAAUUCUCACAUUAACUAUCGUUCAUAUUUGUAGCAGAAACCGCAACAGUCUGUUACAACAUAACACUGAUAUGGAGAAAAAUUGAAUUGAUACAUUCAUAUGUAUUUAAAAGUUUAUGGACUUUUAAAGCUACAAAAAAAAAAUAAAUAAAAAAUUAAGAAGAAAAACCACCACCAAAUACAGGAUGAAUUUUCUCGUUUUCACGGAAAAUUUCUGGGUUUAUUUAAUUAUUAUUGAUUAUACUUAUUGUUAUUAUUCUAUUUGAAUUGAAUUGAAUUUACCUGAAAAACUCGACUUUGGUGUACUGAAUAUUUAACAUUAUACCGUGUAAACACUAUGUCACUACAUAAUUUUGCACUAUGAGAUAAAUCUCUGUUGGUACUUCAGUCAUUCAGUAAAUGUAUGAGAGAAUAUCUCAUGUCAUGAAUAUUUUGUAGAAUCUGAAUGUAAACUCUUUAUAUAAAUAGAAAAAAGAUAUGUAAUGCAAAAGUUAAAACUUUUUCUAAUAUUUUAUUUGUCGUUGCCUGAGUUGCGAGAUCUGUUAAAGUAAAUACUGAUGAUAAAGAGCACAUAUAAAUUGAUAUUUAUGGUGGAAUAUAACUGUUAAUUCCUCCGCAUCAAAUUAAAUGUAAUUAAUACACAAUUAGAGAGGGGUCAUGCACUUAAUUAUCACGAAACUUAUGACGAAUUAUUCAGGAAAAAACAAUAACUAAAACCGGUAUUGAGUUUGUAUGGUGCUUAAAAGUAAUAAAAAAAGCACCACUUUCUUUUGUACGUGAACAUUUGAAAGUUUUGAAUAUAUAAAUAUGCUAUCACUUCAACGAUUUUAUGAAGUGGUCUUGGCUCAUUUUUAUACAUUUAAUGAGAGCUUGGGAUUAAUUUUAUUAAAUUUAAUUUAUCUUUGUUCUUUUGAAGAUAAAUAUAGUGUAUAAAUCUGAUACUUUAUUUGUUGUAUAUCGUGUUAGGACUAGGCAAAUAUAUUUUGUUUCAUUUUAAUAUUAACUAUUGUUGAGGAAUUUCCCUCUUUUAAUUUCAACAUGUUUGUCACUUUUUUAUAAAUAUCUAUAAAAAUAAAAAUAAAAUUAUUAACUGUUAGUAGCAUCAUUUUUAAGGUUUUCUAUUUGAACCUAUUUACUAUUAAAACAUUUUAUAUAUAACUAUUAUAUAAUUAUAUGAUACACUUAUGAAUAUAUAAAUAAAUGCAUAGUUUAUAUAUAGCGCUAAAGAGAUUAAAAAAAUAAAUAAAAUGCUAAAAAAAGAAGAUGAAGAGGUUUAUUACAGAAAGAAGUGUUUGAUCCCGAUAGGUCUUGCAGGUCAGGCGACAUUUCAAUUUGAGGUAUUGCUUUGAUUUCUAUAUAUGCUUAUCUUUAUUUUGAUUGUUCUUUAAUUUGUAGUAGUUAAUAAAGUUAUAGAAAGGGCUUUGCCCAUUUUCAUCUUAAGUAUAUAUCUAUGCAGUUUUUAAGGAAACAAAAAAAAUAUAUAUGUAAAUUUAAGUAUGUAAGUGAAUAAUAUAUAUUUUGUGAGGGAUAAAAUAUCCCUGCGAACAAGGCGCUCUGGGACAUAAAGGUUUUGCACUUUCAAUUUAAUUAGACAUUUUUUGUAUUUACUCCCAUAAUACUGCCAUUCCUCGAGAACAUGUUAUUUAGAAGUAAUAAAUUUAUUUUGGGGAAUAUUUCCACAUUGAGUAGUACAUAAAGUAUUUCUGAUAAGCAAAAAUUUCUGAUCAGUAGUUGUUUCAAUUCAUCAAGUUUAUUUUUCUUUAAUUGCAGAUACCUGAAUGAUAUGGUGUUUAGGGCGAUUACAUCUCUUUUUAACAUAUUAAUACCUGAUGCUGGUUGUUUAUUAUCAUGAUGUUGGUCUUUCAAAUUAUUCUAUUUUAACAAGUAGUAAACUCGAAGGAUUCUCGAUUCAUUUGCCAUACUUGAUUAUUCAAUCAAUUGUUUUACUGGUAAUAAUAGAGGAAUAGCUGUAUACUAAUUAUGUAAAUGAUGGUAAUAGAUUUAAAACAUUGUUAUCUCCUAAUUUUUCCCAGAUCGUCUUAACGCUAGCUGGUAUAACAUUUAGAAUAUUAACGUCAUUUAUUCAAUUUUAAGAGGAAAAUUGGUAAUACUUCAUAGUGUAACAUUGUAUCCUAGAGUUAAUAUAAAAUUGGGAACUUUAGUUUACCUAGAAUUUAUCAAUUAAUUUUUGUUGUGUCAGUAUAAUUGCUAUAUUUCACAUAUAAUAAGAAACAUAAUUUUAAAAAUAUACAAAAAAAAAAAAAAUUAAAAAUAAGAUACUUCCCUCUCCUUACUGGAAUAUCAGAUGUUUGUUUUCCCUAAGUAUUAUGAUAAAAUGUUUUGUAUGUGUUGUAAACUAAAUUCACACAUGGGUAAGUGGUGGAUAAAAUUUAAAUUUAUUUUUUUGCAUUUAUUUUUUUUAGUUAUAUUUUAUGUUUUGUUUUGGUUUUUGAUUAUGUGAAACAUUAGGAAAGAGCAUUAAAUAUUAUUUUUUUGUCUUCACAUCCUUUGCAUGUUUAUUUAUGGUCAAUUCAAGGAUGAAUGGGUGCGAAAGUGUGAAUAAAUAUUUCUGGAAACUU